Amorphotheca resinae ATCC 22711 is the source of this 321-nucleotide messenger RNA. RefSeq lists its product as hypothetical. Gene Ontology annotation, molecular function: RNA polymerase II cis-regulatory region sequence-specific DNA binding; DNA-binding transcription factor activity, RNA polymerase II-specific; protein dimerization activity. Lineage: Eukaryota; Fungi; Ascomycota; Leotiomycetes; Helotiales; Amorphothecaceae. Gene Ontology annotation, biological process: regulation of transcription by RNA polymerase II. The coding region runs from base 1 to 321 and encodes 106 amino acids. The record is from RefSeq and is a predicted model, not a curated record. The transcript is spliced from 2 exons.
AUGUCUACGUCACCUGCCCGCGAAGGCUCUGCGAAUGCGGGCUCGUCGAAUGGCAACUCGGACGAGAAACCGAGAUUGAGCGAACAUGAGAAGAAGGCUAACCAUAUUGCCUCUGAACAAAAGCGUAGACAGGCAAUUCGGGAAGGCUUCGAUCGUCUCACAGAGUUGGUCCCUGGUUUAGAGGGACAGGGGAGGAGUGAGAGCGUGGUGCUGAAGAAAACGGUCGAUUACAUAAAGGGGCAGUUGGAAGAGAGGAGAAGGUUGAUCCAGAAGAUUGAAGAAUUGGGUGGUCAGGUUGAGGAAGGGAUGAGGCGGACUUGA